Artibeus jamaicensis (Jamaican fruit-eating bat) is the source of this 856-nucleotide messenger RNA. RefSeq names its product high mobility group AT-hook 2 (gene HMGA2). The transcript has 5 exons. Gene Ontology annotation, biological process: regulation of DNA-templated transcription. NCBI's taxonomy places the organism in Eukaryota, Metazoa, Chordata, Mammalia, Chiroptera, Phyllostomidae. Gene Ontology annotation, cellular component: nucleus; chromatin. Gene Ontology annotation, molecular function: DNA binding; transcription coregulator activity. The coding region runs from base 430 to 759 and encodes 109 amino acids. The record is from RefSeq and is a predicted model, not a curated record.
UCCAAGCUCUUCCCUUUCCAAGCCGUUUCCGAAGUGCUCCCGGUGAUCGCAACUCCUGAUCCUAAACCGAGAGGGACGCCUCCCAACUUCAAACCCUCUUUUUCUUCUCCCUCGCUUUCCUCCUCCUCUCAGUACCUCCACCGCCACCACCACCUCCGGCACCCACCCACCGCUGCUGCAGCCACCAGCAGCGCCUCCUUCUCUCCUCCUCCUCCCCUCUUCUCUCUUUUUGGAAGCCGCUGGACGUCCGGUGUUGAUGGUGGCAUCUGUGGCAGCCUAAGCAGCAGCCCUCGCAGCACCCAGCUUUCUCUCAUCCCGCCUGAUUCUCCAGCCCUAUCAACCGCUCUCGCCAGAGGUGCUGGGCCGAUUGGGGGCGGCGGAGGCGAAGCAGCUGCAGCGGCGUUAGCAGCGGCGGCGGCGGGAGGCAGGAUGAGCGCACGCGGUGAAGGCGCCGGGCAGCCGUCCACUUCUGCCCAGGGACAACCUGCCGCCCCGGCGCCUCAGAAGAGAGGACGCGGCCGACCCAGGAAGCAGCAGCAAGAGCCAACUGGUGAGCCAUCUCCUAAGAGACCCAGGGGAAGACCCAAAGGCAGCAAAAACAAGAGUCCCUCCAAAGCAGCUCAAAAGAAAGCAGAAGCCACUGGAGAAAAACGGCCAAGAGGCCGACCUAGGAAAUGGCCACAACAAGUUGUUCAGAAGAAGCCUGCUCAGGAGGAGACCGAAGAGACAUCCUCACAAGAGUCUGCGGAAGAGGAUUAGGGGGCGCCAGCGUUUGAUUUCUACCUCAGCAGCAGUUGGAUCUUUUGAAGGGAGAAGACACUGCAGUGACCACUUACUCUCUAUUGCCAUGGUCUUU